AUGGACAAUGACGAGGACGACGAUGGUAACUUUACAAAAUGGAUGAGUAGUUACUGGGGUCACGGAGCUGAGGGUGCACACUCCAGAGAAAGAAAACACAGCUUCAGAAGACCUGCAAGAACACAAGGUGAUCGAAGAGCAUCACUCCCGACUGUGUCACAGUUGGACGCCAUGAAGUUGAGCAGGCUCCAUGCAGCGACGAUAGCGUCCUCUCCCAGCCACAGCAAGACGAGAGAUGAGAAGACGGAGGUCAGACCCCACCAGAGGGCUCGCCGUUCCUCCUCAGACGACAACAGUCGCCAAAAGAACGCCAUCCCAGAGAACCGUAUCACCACCAUCCCGGAGCUCACAGAGUCCUUCGAGAGGAGACUUUGUGUCCGUGAUAAGAGGGCCAGCGGUGAUGAGAGGUUGUGUCUGAUCUGUCACGAGGACAUGCGUACGAACAGAGGCGCACAAGAGCUGCACUGUACACAUCGCUUCCACAAAGAGGCGGCUCGCAGGCUAGAGCAGUGUCGGCCCCACAGCAGCGGCAAAGAGGCAGCAGCUUCUCAGGUGAGGAGACUGUCGGACGAGAGGAGGAAGUCCGCAGACGGCCCAAUCUACAUGGAGAAUGAGCAGCAGACACUCCGUCGUCAACUUUCCCUGCGGAGACAUCGCUGA
Messenger RNA from Limanda limanda (common dab), 660 nucleotides. It is a transcript of the gene lnp1, whose product is annotated as leukemia NUP98 fusion partner 1. The transcript has 4 exons. Bases 1 to 660 code for a protein of 219 amino acids. The record is from RefSeq and is a predicted model, not a curated record. Lineage: Eukaryota; Metazoa; Chordata; Actinopteri; Pleuronectiformes; Pleuronectidae.